AGUCGGAGUGAGUGAUGCGGUUAGCCGCAGCGGCAAGAGGAAGAACCCGGGUUCAGCUCCACUCAGUAUCGCCUUAAAAAAACCACACACCCCGGUCCCCCCGUCUUCUCCGAUAGAUCGCAGCUAAUUACGCUUUAGAUUGACUUAUUAUUUGUCCUCAGGGAAAGAAAUCGGCGGAGGGCGAAAAGGAACCGCCAUUUUAACGGUGUAAAAACCCCACGUUUUUCGGUGACAGCGGCACAACAAGCACAAACAAUGGCUCUGAAAAGAAUUCACAAGGAGUUGAACGAUUUGGCACGUGACCCUCCAGCCCAGUGCUCUGCAGGUCCAGUAGGAGAUGACAUGUUUCACUGGCAAGCCACAAUAAUGGGACCGAAUGACAGUCCUUACCAGGGCGGUGUGUUCUUCUUGACCAUCCACUUCCCCACAGACUAUCCCUUCAAACCGCCAAAGGUUGCGUUCACCACGCGAAUCUACCACCCCAACAUCAACAGUAACGGCAGCAUCUGCCUGGACAUCCUGAGGUCACAGUGGUCCCCCGCCCUCACCAUCUCCAAAGUUCUCCUCUCCAUCUGCUCACUGCUAUGUGACCCGAACCCUGACGACCCCUUAGUGCCUGAGAUCGCCCGCAUCUACAAGACAGACAGGGAAAAGUACAACAGAAUAGCUCGGGAAUGGACACAAAAGUAUGCAAUGUAGCUGGAGAUCGUGAACGAUGGAGAAAUCACCUCUGCAUCUAUGGCGAGGGGGAGCUUCGCCAGAAAAGAGGGAAAAAAAUCUCAUUGGUUUCCAUUGGAGUGCUUUCUUUGAGCCACGCCUCCUCUCCCCACUGCACUUGUUCCCCCGAACCCCGCCCGGCUGACAUGUUGUACAUAUUUCAGACUGCGAUCAUAGACGACCCCCCCCCCCCCCCCCCCCCCCCCCA
Messenger RNA from Megalops cyprinoides (Indo-Pacific tarpon), 925 nucleotides. RefSeq names its product ubiquitin-conjugating enzyme E2 D2. Gene Ontology annotation, biological process: ubiquitin-dependent protein catabolic process; protein K48-linked ubiquitination. Gene Ontology annotation, cellular component: nucleus. Gene Ontology annotation, molecular function: ubiquitin conjugating enzyme activity. The record is from RefSeq and is a predicted model, not a curated record. Lineage: Eukaryota; Metazoa; Chordata; Actinopteri; Elopiformes; Megalopidae. Bases 256 to 699 code for a protein of 147 amino acids. The transcript is spliced from 7 exons.